AUGCCGCUCUCAGUCAGAGAUAAUCCGGAUGCCCUAGAUCCUAGCCUAGUGCAGGAAUUUUUCUCAGAAGAAAUGACUCAACAAUAUUGGCUAGUUGCAACCAUGACCCUUUUAGUCUAUGAUGCAAUAAUUACAAUUGAUAGAGAGAUUGAGUUCUUCUGGGGACAUCAGCUCACUAAACCCGUCAACUUGGUUUAUUUCAUAGCAUCUUCGGAGCAACGUCACGGAUAUUCUCCAACAUACUGGAUGUUAACCGAAGCAUGCGUUUUCUCUCAAUGGGCUUUUGUUGUCUCUGCCUGGGUCACUAUAAUAUCAAUCGACUAUAUUCUCAUGAUUAGAGUUCUGGCACUAUAUUCACGUCAGAAAUCUCUUACUACAUGUCUUGCGACCCUUCUGGGUUUGGAGGCAGCCUCUAAAUUUGCUAUAGUUGUAUAUGGAACGUUGGUAGAGCAGACUUCUAUUCUGCCAUUAACGGAAGGUACCUCGAUCUGUCUCAACAAUGGUGGCAUUUUGACAAUAGCAAUUAUUGACUGGACUAUUCCACUAGUGUACGGAUUGAUCCUCAUGUCACUCGCAUUGUAUAAAGCUGCGGGAUACUGGAAAAUUGAAGCGGGGCUCAAAGGGUUCAAGCUUGUGAGGGUUCUCAUCCGUGAUCAAAUGAUAUAUUUCAUACUUGCAGUAUCGUGCUGCAUUUUCAACAUCAUGGAGUUCAAGGUGGAUACGAGCGUGUCUUUAGCACUUCUUCUUGAACAAUUUGGAAGCCGGUCAUUCCUAUGCAUCUUAGGAAGUCGAGUAUUCUUUAACAUGAAGGAGGCAGGGAAACUGGGAGUUAACGAGGGCACGAGCUAUCGCAUGAAAUCCGUGAGCAACAUUGAAUUCAAGCAGCCGGUUGGAAGCGAUGCCAGUACGAACGAUGCCGAAGGCUCUGAGGAUGCAUCACGGGUGUAA
Molecule: messenger RNA, 948 nt
Organism: Fomitiporia mediterranea MF3/22
Lineage: Eukaryota; Fungi; Basidiomycota; Agaricomycetes; Hymenochaetales; Hymenochaetaceae
Exons: 14
Coding region: 1-948 (315 amino acids)
Source: RefSeq, a predicted model, not a curated record